This is a messenger RNA of Poeciliopsis prolifica (blackstripe livebearer), 6739 nucleotides long. RefSeq names its product G protein-coupled receptor 52 (gene gpr52). The transcript has a single exon. The coding region runs from base 1552 to 2664 and encodes 370 amino acids. Gene Ontology annotation, cellular component: membrane. Lineage: Eukaryota; Metazoa; Chordata; Actinopteri; Cyprinodontiformes; Poeciliidae. Gene Ontology annotation, biological process: G protein-coupled receptor signaling pathway. Gene Ontology annotation, molecular function: G protein-coupled receptor activity. The record is from RefSeq and is a predicted model, not a curated record.
UCCUCGUCCCCUCUCUUCCCUCGCUGCAGUUUUAACUCAUCUCCAUCAAUGCAGUCAUCCUUUUUUGUUUUGCUUGUUGCUUUGGAUAUCUGCGUUGCUUUCUCAUUCUCCCUAUUCCAGGAUCCAAGGAUUUAUUUGUUGAAAAAAAUAAUCCCAAAACAUGGAUUGCCUUGUUUGACUGAGGCAAAAGGGGCUUUUUUCAAAAGCCAACGCUAAAAACCGGGACUCCAACUGGGACUUUAUUUUUGUUGGUUUGCUGCUACAGUGGAUUCCCCACCUUUUGUUGAACUUCCAGGGUCUUGGUCAGAGUGAAAGACGUGGACUUAAAGACAAAGGCUUAGGAUCCUGUACAGUUUUUGAGGAGUAGUUAGAAAAACCAAGGUUGCAUCAAGCACUUGUGGAGAAGGUAUUAUCUCAGUAACAAGUUUAUGGGAUAAUUGAAAGGUGCACUGAUUGAUUUUGAGACCCCUCUCUGCAAGUGUGGCCACAAGGAUGUCUGAGGAGUGGAAGUGAGUGGAUCUCUGAGUUUGUCAGCUGGCCUCUCCUUACUCCUAGAGUGUCCUUUCACCCAUACCCAGGGGAUUCUGACAUUUAACCUGUCUACCAGAUCCUGGAUGUUUUUGCAUUUUGUUUUGUUUGUGCAACUUGCAGUCCAGUAACUCUGAGAGGCAAGCUCGUACUUUUUGGAUUUAAGCCUUUUCUGCGUGACGGAGACAUUUUGGCACGCUUUGUUUGACCAAAUUCUAGUAAUGCCUUAUAAACAGAUUCUCCCCCCACUGCCGUAUGCGCUGAAAGAGCUGUGACAUUAUCUGCUGUGGACAUCCCGCUGUUAUUGUAGCAUGUGUCUGUGUUUUGAUUCGGACAAUAGCUAGACAUACAUGGGCUUCAGAGGCUGACAGAGAACCACCAAAAUAGGGAAAGCCUCCUCUAUUAUUCACCGCAAAUUGAAACUUUGAAUUAAACUGAAGAGCCAGUCCUUAUAAGGCUCUUUAAAAUAAUCUAAGCUUUUUUCUUUUUGGAAGAAAAAGGAAGCAUGCUCUCAGUUUUGUCCCGUAACCUUGCGCGGUUUCCUUCUUCAAGUCUUCUGUGCUCUCUGCCCCUGUGGUGACUACUUAAAAUCCCCAGCCUCCUGGUGGCAACUCUCAUUAAAAUCAUGCGAUGAGGCCAGAGAUCGGGGCUCCAAACCAGCAGGGAACCUCGCCUCUGGGAUCGAUGCUGGUAGCGGGACUAAUGCUACUUCACUUUUGGUUGAAUCCUUUUUCCUAUUCCACAGACUGCCAUCACCAGCCAUGCUCAAUUUGAAAGAAGAGAGAAACAAGUUGCCAUUCUGUUUCAGAGACCAUACUGAUUUUCCUCCAGUCACCAUUCACUUGAUUGAGACCCAGCAAUGUGAGGGUAUGCUGAGCAAAAGCACAGGUGUGCUUGAGAGAAUAAUACGCUUUUUGAACUGAGGGGUGGUGAAAAACCAGAGGGACACAGGCAGAUCUCCAGUUUCAAGUCAGUCUGCUUAUGGGUGGCAUACAACAAAUCUGACUCACCUACACCGAGAAAAUGAACCACUCUGAACUGACAACACAUUCUACGCUCACUGCCAACAGCAGCGAUGGAGACAUCUUUUUUGGCUCCAACCACUCCUGUCCUUUGGGAUGGGGGUUGAAGGAAGGCGUGGAGGCCUGCAUAUUGGAGACUGUUGUCAUCGUGCUUUUGACGGUUCUCAUUAUCGUCGGGAACCUGACGGUGAUCUUCGUGUUUCACUGUGCCCCUCUGCUGCAUCACUACACCACAAGCUACUUCAUCCAGACCAUGGCCUACGCUGACCUGCUGGUUGGUCUCAGUUGCCUUGUGCCCACCUUGUCUCUGCUACACUACCCAGCUGAUGUCCAGGAACCAAUUACUUGCCAGGUUUUCAGCUACGUCAUCUCUGUUCUGAAGAGCGUCUCAAUGGCCUGUUUGGCCUGCAUCAGUGUGGAUCGUUACCUAGCCAUAACUAAACCACUAUCAUACAACCAACUGGUGACGCCAUGUCGACUACGAGGCUGCAUCGCCAUCAUUUGGGUUUACUCCAGUCUGGUUUUCUUGCCCUCCUUCUUUGGUUGGGGUAAGCCAGGAUAUCACGGGGAUAUAUUUGAAUGGUGUGCUCACUCUUGGCCCACCUCGGCCAUUUUCACUGGCUUCGUAGUGUGCUUUCUUUACGCACCCGCCGCACUUGUCGUCUGUUUUACCUAUUACCAUAUCUUUCGCAUUUGCCAACAACACAACAGGGAGAUCAGUGAACGACGGGCCCGGUUCCCCAGCCAGGAAAUGGAACCCGGGGAGGGGAAUGGCGGUGGGCAUCACGGAGGGCACGGACCAGAUCGACGCUACGCCAUGGUGCUGUUCCGCAUCACAAGUGUUUUCUAUAUGCUUUGGCUUCCUUACAUAAUCUACUUUCUUCUAGAGAGUUCCCACGUGUUAGAUAUCCCUGCCCUGUCAUUCAUCACCACCUGGCUAGCCAUUAGCAACAGCUUCUGCAACUGUGUCAUCUACAGUCUGUCGAACAGUGUGUUUCGCUUGGGCAUGCGCAGACUGUCACAGACUAUGUGCUCUUUCAGCCACUGUGGUGCAGACGAAAGGGAUUUUGGGGAGCCCAAGCCGAGAAAAAGAGCAAACUCAUGCUCCAUCUGAGUGAUUGCUUUGUUAACGGGGUUAAAAUUCUCCUUAAAAAGUUCAUUUUCAGUGGAAAAUCUGGAAACGCCUUUCUGUUUUGUCAAACAAUAAUCUUGGCUCGCUCAAAAUAAAAUGGUGACUGGGGUUUUCAAGGAGACAGAUACAGUGUCUAGACUGAGAAUAUUAAUGAGAGGUGGGCUUUCUGUGAUGGAUUUUAUUAUACCGCACCACAGAGGCUUACUCAGGCCUUUACAUUAUGCCAGGCCGAGAACAUCCCCAAAAAUGAACAAUUAAACAUCCCAUGUCUAAUUUUACAUUAGUGCUUGCCAAACUUUUAUUUAUACUUGUCACUUAAUCCAUGAUCAUGUUUAUUUAAAUAAAGUUUAAGGUUCCUCAUUAACAUCAGACAUACUUACAGACACAAACAGUGACCAUGAAAACAGCAGCUGAAACAUAUUAAAGUACAUAAUCAUAACUGUUUUAUUUAUUCAUUUAUUUAUUUAUUGAGGAAAAUAUCAUUUUUCUAGUUAUUUAGUUUGUUUUCCUUUGUCCACUGAUCUGACUGUUGACAUCAGCGCCUUAACAAAGUUAUCAAUGCAUUUGAUUUAUUUAUUUUGUUUAUUUUUAAUCUGAUUAUUAGCUAGAAAUGGAAAAAAGCUUUUUUCCCCCCAAAUGUAAGGACAGUCGACCAGAUGUAUGUUGUGUUUUUUUGUGUGUUUUUUUAGAGUGAUGUGUUGAAGAUGGUAGUGGAAUUUAUUUCGGAGCAGCCAAGUGUGGGGUUUUAGAUUAAUGUAAUCUGAUGUAAUUUGAAACUUAUGUAAGGAUAAAUCUCAUCUGAAAUUAUAUGCCCAUUUGUGUAAAUGUUCAAGGCUGCAGGAACACGGUCGUGUGUUGUAGACCUGAGCAUUGAACAGUACUCUAUUAUUCUUUUUGUUUUGUUUUGGGGGGUUUUUCUUAUUGUUUUACACUGUCUUCUUAAUAGUGCUCUUAAUCAUUGAAAGAUGACACAAAGGUUGGUGGAGAUGAAAAUGAGAUAAAACUCGCAUCCACGUAAUAAAAUUAAAGCGUUUUACAAUUUUCAAUCUGAUACUGAUAGUUUGCAAAGAAAAAAAAUUAAAACUGUAGUUCUUUGCUUUAAUUUUAGUUACUUUUUCUAUUUUGCCAAAGCCUGGCUGAAAACUAUUUCAGCCUCUUAAGUUUAUAGACGUAGCAUCACAAAAUAUGAAAAAAGGUUCGAGUGUAAAUUAUGGGAGGAACCAACACAAAGCUGUGGAAAAUGGAGGAACAUAAACAUGAAACAUGGUUUCCAUUGUUGCAUUCAUUUUUAUUCAGACUUCCUGAGUUGCCAUUUUAUAGAGCAACAAUUCACUGUAAUUAGAGCUGCAAAUUUUUUAGAGUUCGUCUAAAAAAUUACCAGUGGAGACUCAAGUUCUUCUCCUUUGUCUUUGCAAAAUAGCUCAAACUUAGUGAGGUUGGUUCGAGAGUAUCUCUGGACAUAAAUAUUCAAGUCUGGUCAGUGUCUCUUCGCUGAUUUCAGGUCAGUUCUUGCUGGUCCAUUACAUACAAAAAGGUUUUGAAAGCUCCUCAUUGCAGGUCUGGAUGUAACUUAAGUUAACUGACCUUCUCUUAAAUCUUUUCCUGCCUGAACUUUAUUAUAUUUAUUUGGCUCCAUUCAUCGAGUCAUAAAUUGCAAAAAGCUGUCCCUGCUAAAGACAUUCAUCCCCACAGCAUAAUGCCACUCCAACAAUAUGUCAUUGUUGAUACGUUGUGCAGUCCAAGUUCAUCCUUAGUCUCUUCUGACUGUUCUUCCUCAUGCCGUUUGCUCUACAUGACUGAUUGCAAACUUUAAGCAGAAUAUCUUAUGGUGUUUCUUUAAUUUCUUAUUUCCCAUUGUCCAUCAUGGCCAGAUUCUCCACAGAUGUCCAACUUGAGCUUGUGGCAUUAAACCUCUGAAUUUAUUUGUAUUUAUACUCCUACAUACUAAUUAGGUGCCUUCUCAUCCAGUUUGAUUAAAUCUGUAAGUAUUCUGCUUAUAAAAUGAAAGAUAAUGUAUGCAUCAUCUUUUAUUGAUUCUACAACCAUUACCUUGUGCUGGUGUAUCCCCUAAAAAAUACAUCGAUGGAUUUAGGUGUAACAUGUUAAAAUAGGUAAAUGUUCAUGGGUAUGGAAGAUUUUGUAAGGGACAGGAUGCAAGCUUCAAAUAAAAUGAAAAGCAGCAUUCAGUUUUCAUUCUCAUCUGUUGGUUAAGAGCAAAAAUAUUCCAGUUUCAGCCCUGAUCGGCCACUUCCUGAUAAAAAAUAAUUAAUGUUUCCAAUAGAGCUUCUCUCUAUUGAAGUACCAUACUCUCACAUUAAUGUUUGAGCCUUAAUAUUUUAGGUACUUUUUGGGAUUAUUUUAGUGUUUAAUAAGAAAAGCAACAGAGGACAUGUGUCCCUUUAGGGUUGUGUUUUUCCCAUUUGCUAUUCUUUGCAGCUUGCACUGUGUUUUUCUUGUUUUAAAGAUGCUUUCUAACAUCGUUGUAUGUUAAAAAGAAGAUUACAUUCAUACUUCUUAGGAGUCAGUGUGACUUGGUUUUUAAGACAGGAUUUGGUAAAUCGUAAUGUGGCUGGAAACGUUUGUUUCUUGUAGCUUAAUGAUCUACCGCCUUCAUCUCUGUUUAAAAUAAUGAAAGGCGAAUUCCUGUGAAGCUACAAAUUGUUUUUCAUUCAGCUUUAAUGCACUACACGUUGUUCUGCUUAUGUGCCUAAAAAUGGUUGUUUUAUAGGAAAUGGAUGUUUAGAAAUGAUGAACAUGAAAUGCUGCAUUUUUAAAACCACCCUGAACAUAUUCAACGACCAUUGGACUUUCUUUGCCAUGACUUUGUGAUAACUACAGUGACAACCACUGAAAAUAUGAGUUGCUUUUCAUCUUUGAUUUCUCUCUGUCUCAUCUGUGGUAGAUUUCCCCUUUGUAGCUAAACUGCCUGGUCUAUAUAAAAAUAACAAAGGGAAGGACCAACAAAUACUAGCCUCAUAAUACGCAUUUGACUUUAUUGGGAUGCGUUUUUGGUGUUGCUUUUUAGGUGAAAAUUAGGUCAGGAAGAGCAAAUGUGCUGAUCAGUUCUGUAAAAACUUAAUGUGGUAAAAACUCAUAGACAGAAAAAGAAAAGUUUCUUUUAAAGUAAACUCAUACAGUUCAUUUGUUAACAAAAUUGACCUUGUUUACUGAAAUUGCAGAUUAUUCUUCAUCUGGUAUGAUUUGUUUUGUUACAGGGAAUGUCAAAAAUUUCAAAAGAUAUCCAAAAAGACAAAAAAACAAUAAGUUAAUGUUUCUGUACGGCACUGAACAAACCACAGUGGUAGCAAGUCAAAAACUGUAACAUGUUGUAAACAAAUCCUCUUGAUUUCAUGUGCAUUGAUAGUAACAUUUGCACACGACUAUAAAUUAGAGGGUGAUAGAUAUUUAUUAAUAAAGUGGUUUAUAAAUAUUUACACAGUAUAAUGUAUAUGGGAAUACUAUAUGUAAAGUGUGUGUAACUUGUUUUUACUCUGCUGUGAUCCUCACUUUUCAUAGAGAGAUAAAGCAAGGUAUUUGUGCAUCUAUUUGUGUUAAAACAACCUCUAUAGGCUGCUGCUGUUUUGAGUAGAAGGUGAGUUUGUUAAAUUACACAAUAUAUAUUUUUUUAUUUUGAAACUGUGUCAAAAAGACUAUGGUUUUGCUGUUACUGCUGAACCAAAUAAAAGUAAAAAAAAAAUAGUUGACGUACACUCUCCAUGUUGUUGACGUUAUUUGUUCUCUUAUUUUCAAAAGGAGCAGUUAUUGAUAUCUUUCUCCAAACAUCUAAGAACAAGAAUAAUGUGUUUCUUGUUUUAAAUCCAAUAAUAGAUAAACAUUUUAUUGAUUUAGUGACAACCUCUCUUUAUGUGAUUAUUUGGAGUAUUCUGCAGAACUGUUUGGACUGAGCAAGUCAUUCUCCACACCUCAGCUCCACAGGCUUUGCAUUUUACCUACUGAGAGGAAACUGAGGGGAUUAACCCCCCAAGAAACAAGCAGCAAAUGCCAGAAGCCCUGGUGAAAGCCUGCAUAUUAUUGUGAUUGCAGCGGCUCGUCCAGA